CUUGUAUAAUGGCAGGUUGAGGACUUUACAAGUGUUUAUGAAGAAGUUGAUGAAGAACAGUAUUCGAAGCUGGUUCAGGCACGCCAGGAUGAUGACUGGAUUGUGGACGACGAUGGUAUUGGCUAUGUGGAAGAUGGCCGAGAGAUUUUUGAUGAUGACCUUGAAGAUGAUGCCCUUGAUGCUAAUGAGAAAGGAAAAGAUGGUAAAGCACGCAACAAAGACAAGAGGAAUUUAAAGAAGCCUGCAGUGACAAAACCGAACAAUAUUAAGUCAAUGUUCAUUGCUUGUGCUGGAAAAAAAACUGCAGAUAAAGCUGUAGACUUGUCCAAGGAUGAUCUGCUAGGUGACAUUCUACAGGAUCUUAACCCUAAGACACCUCAAAUAACUCCACCACCUGUAAUGAUACUGAAGAAGAGAACAUCCAUUGGAGCUUCACCGAACCCUUUCUCUGUGCACACCCCCACGGCAGUUCCUUCAGGAAAAAUUGCUUUCCAUGUCUCCAGAAAGGAGCCUCCAUUAACUCCCGUUCCUCUUAAACGUGCUGAAUUUGCUGGCGAGCCGGUACAGGCGGAGAAUACAGAAGAAGAGCAGGAAUCAGGGCCAAUGGAGUUUGAAGAUGGUGACUUUGAUGAACCCAUGGAAGCUGAAGAGGUGGACCUGGAGCCUGUGGCUGCCAAGACUUGGGACCAAGAGAGUGAGCCAGCAGAGGAAGUGAAACAAGAGGUGGAUCCUGGGAAAGGGACCAUGUCCUACUUAGGAAGUGUUUUCCCGGAUGUCUCUUGUUGGGAUGUUGAUCAAGAAGGUGAUAGCACUUUCUUAGUGCAGGAAGUUCAAGUGGAUUCCAGUCACCUCCCGUUGGUAAAAGGGGCAGAUGAGGAGCAAGUAUUCCACUUUUAUUGGUUGGAUGCUUAUGAAGAUCAGUACAACCAACCAGGUGUGGUAUUUAUGUUUGGCAAAGUUUGGAUUGAAUCAGCUGAAACCCAUGUGAGCUGUUGUGUCAUGGUGAAAAAUAUCGAACGAACACUCUACUUCCUUCCCCGUGAAAUGAAAAUUGAUCUAAAUACGGGGAAAGAAACAGGAACUCCAGUUUCAAUGAAGGAUGUUUAUGAGGAAUUUGAUGAGAAAAUAGCAACAAAAUAUAAAAUUAUGAAGUUCAAGUCUAAGCCAGUGGAAAAGAACUAUGCUUUUGAGAUACCUGAUGUUCCAGAAAAAUCUGAGUACUUGGAAGUUAAAUACUCGGCUGAAAUGCCACAGCUUCCUCAAGAUUUGAAAGGAGAAACUUUUUCUCAUGUAUUUGGGACCAAUACAUCCAGCCUGGAACUGUUCUUGAUGAACAGAAAGAUCAAAGGACCUUGCUGGCUUGAAGUAAAAAGUCCACAGCUCUUGAAUCAGCCAAUCAGUUGGUGUAAAGUUGAGGCAAUGGCUUUGAAACCAGACCUGGUGAAUGUAAUUAAGGAUGUCAGUCCUCCUCCACUUGUCGUGAUGGCUUUCAGCAUGAAGACAAUGCAGAAUGCAAAGAACCAUCAAAAUGAGGUUAAAAAAAUAGGACAGAUUUUGUACCCAUGCCUUAGAUGCGAUACUUGACUGAACUUGCACAGCUUUGCUUUAAGAGAAAGUUGUUCUUUUUGGAGGGGAAAGAGUAAUAAUUUGCUACUAAACUCUUAUUAUAGAGAAUGAAUUGAAUUUGUCUAGUGUUGGAGUUUUUUCUUAAAGACUUAAAUUGCUGAACUUAUUUUUUGUCAAAUUUUUUAUGUAGGAGAACUUCAAAUAGAUACAGAGUAAUAAAAUGGAAUCCAUAUACCAAUCACUCAUAUUCAGCAUUUAGUAAGAUUUUGUCACACUUGUUUAUUUCUCUCCCUUUUUUCCCUCUUGAAGUAUUUUAAAGCUGGUCUCAGACAUUGUGUCAUUUUACCUCUGAACCUUGGUAUGCUUCUUUCAAAACGUGCAUACUUUCUUAUAUAAUACCGUUAGCACACCCACUAACAUUAACAGUGGUGAUUCCUUGGUAUAAUCUAAAAUACCGAGUCCAUACUUACAUGACCCUGUUUCUUAAGAUGUCUUUUAACGCUCAGUUUGUUUGAAUCAGGAUUCACACAAGAUUCACAGAUGCUAUUUAAUCUCUGCACCUCUUCAACCUCUUUUAAAUAGGAAGAACUCACUCCCACUCUUCAGUUUUUUAAAUGACAUUGAAUAAUUAAAGAAAUAUUGUUGUUCGUCU
This is a messenger RNA of Cebus imitator (Panamanian white-faced capuchin), 2218 nucleotides long. RefSeq names its product DNA polymerase alpha catalytic subunit-like. Gene Ontology annotation, biological process: mitotic DNA replication initiation; leading strand elongation; lagging strand elongation. Bases 274 to 1584 code for a protein of 436 amino acids. NCBI's taxonomy places the organism in Eukaryota, Metazoa, Chordata, Mammalia, Primates, Cebidae. The transcript is spliced from 13 exons. Gene Ontology annotation, molecular function: DNA replication origin binding; chromatin binding; pyrimidine nucleotide binding. The record is from RefSeq and is a predicted model, not a curated record. Gene Ontology annotation, cellular component: alpha DNA polymerase:primase complex.